AUCUGACAGGUGUCUGCUCCGGUAGACAAUCUGAUAGGCACUACCUACCUAACAGUCUGUUGGAUUUGUCAUGGGAUUUUAAAUUCGACAGUAUGAUGUAAGUUGCAGCAACUUCGAAUGGCGGUAGACUCAUCCACUCAGGGAUCCACGGACUCCAGCCCAACAUAUGAAAGGGAAUUUAUUGGCCGUGGGCUCCCCAUGUAUUGAGACGGUAGAGGGAGCGGGGAUGUCCGCCUUCGCGGUAAUUAUGUACUCCCUGGCCAACUCCCUCUGGUUCCUGCUCUAUUGGCUGUAUCAGCACCCCUUUAAGACACCCCAGUCACCACAAAACGCACGCAGCAGUGUACGUCGCCGACGCCUGCGGAACCGCCAGGGAUCGCUCUUAGAAGCACUUGGAAUCGUCUACACAGACAAACCCUUCUACUCAUUUAACGACCACUUUCACAGUUUUCAGGAAGUCAGCGAUUCAUGUAAGAAGGCAGGUCUAGAAAAAUGUGGUUUAAUCAUUGGCGUUGAUUACACCGCAUCUAACGAGUGGCAGGGACGAAAGUCGUUCAACGGGCAGUGUCUGCAUAAGAUUGUUCCGGGGCGGGUGUACAAUCCGUACCAAAAAGUGAUCUCAAUCAUAGGUCAAACUUUGGAGCCAUUCGACGAUGACAACAUCAUCCCCGCAUAUGGCUUCGGCGACAGUGUGACGCUGGGCGAUAAGGUGUUUCCUUUGUUCAAUGACGACUGGAUGUGUCGUGGGUUUAAGGAAGUGCUCGAGUGCUACAGUAACAUGGCCUCAAAGUUAAUUCUCAGCGGUCCGACAAACUUCGCCCCGUUAAUUCAUCAGGCAAUAGAUAUCGUUAAAAAGACGGGGACAUAUCACAUCCUGAUUGUGAUAGCAGACGGGCAGGUGAAUGAGGAGGAGCACACCAUAGACGCAAUUAUCCAGGCCUCCAAGUAUCCCCUCAGUAUCGUGGUCGUAGGUGUGGGGGAUGGGCCUUGGGACCUCAUGGAGGAAUUCGACAAUCAUCUUCCGUCUCGUACCUUCGACAACUUUCAGUUUGUAAAUUAUCAUGAGGCUACGUCCAAAUCGAAACAUCCUGAUGCAAAUUUAGCGCUUCAUGUUAUGAUGGAGAUUCCGUUACAAUACAAAACAAUUAAAGCCAUGGGCUACCUCAAAAACAGCAAGUCAUCUGCGACAGACAACAGUGGUAAGAAGACGCAGAGUUCUGGCAUGGAGAAAACUCUGGACUUCAGGAGGGUCAGAAGUGCAACCUCGGACAAAUCUCUGGGCUCUAGUGUAGAAAAAUUACGAGACAUUAAUGGGAGCAAGUCAUUGGAUGCAAACUGGGACAAGUCUCAAGGCACAAAGAGGGACAGGUCGCAAAGUGCAAAUUUAGACAAGUCGCGGGGCUCCGACCGGGAGAGACCCUCGAGCAUGGUUUGUAGUAAAUCACAACUUGAGGUCAGCGAAAAUUCUGUGAAUGUUAGUCAUCAGACGGAUGUAUGACAUUGGCCAUUACUCUGACGUCUCGCGACACAACGAAUUAUAAUUCCAGGAGUCAUUGCAUAUUUCUCAAACAAAAGAGAGAGCGGCCAUGCUUCCUACAGGACUAAAGGGGUACUAUAUAUUUGCAUGUUAGACAUGCUGGAUUAGGUAGGAGCCUCUGCUUCAAAGAGAAAAUCAGAUUAUGCUUCAAACAUCAACAGAUAUUGAAGGAUUGGUCGAGUUUGAUAUUCUUUAAGACUGACUUCGUAUGAUAUGCUUCACAUAUGAAAAACCUAGUUAGAUCCAUGAUAGAAUGCUUCAAACCUAGUUAGAUACAGGAUAGAAUGCUUCAAACCCAGUUAGAUCCAUGAUAGAAUUCUUCAAACCUAGUUA
Messenger RNA from Mizuhopecten yessoensis (Yesso scallop), 1870 nucleotides. RefSeq names its product E3 ubiquitin-protein ligase RGLG4-like. Lineage: Eukaryota; Metazoa; Mollusca; Bivalvia; Pectinida; Pectinidae. The transcript has 3 exons. The record is from RefSeq and is a predicted model, not a curated record. The coding region runs from base 167 to 1498 and encodes 443 amino acids.